Messenger RNA from Passer montanus (Eurasian tree sparrow), 9768 nucleotides. It is a transcript of the gene DOCK7, whose product is annotated as dedicator of cytokinesis 7. Gene Ontology annotation, molecular function: guanyl-nucleotide exchange factor activity. The transcript is spliced from 51 exons. Lineage: Eukaryota; Metazoa; Chordata; Aves; Passeriformes; Passeridae. The record is from RefSeq and is a predicted model, not a curated record. Gene Ontology annotation, biological process: axonogenesis; positive regulation of GTPase activity; small GTPase-mediated signal transduction. The coding region runs from base 1 to 6462 and encodes 2153 amino acids.
AUGGACAAACUACCUUUGGGAGUGCAGGAGGAGGAGGAGGAGAAGCACAGGGGUGGCUCUGCUCCAUCCCUGCCAGGGGUGACUGUGUCCCUGUGUCGUUGCAGGACCGUGGCAGCCGAGGUCAGGAAGCAGAUCUCGGGGCAGUAUGGAGGCUCCCCACAGCUCCUCAAGAACCUCAACAUCGGAGGCAGCGUCUCUCACCACACCACUGUGCCUCUCACAGAAGCUGUGGACCCCGUGGACCUGGAGGAGUAUCUCAGUGCCCACCCUCUGGCCGUGGAGUCGGGGCCCCUGCGGGACCUGCUGGAGUUCCCCCGCGAUGACAUCGAGGUGGUUUACACCCCCCGCGAGUGCCGCACGCUCGUGUCGGCCGUGCCCGAGGAGAGCGAGAUGGACCCUCACGUGCGGGACUGUGUCAGGAGUUACACGGAGGACUGGGCCAUCGUGAACAGAAAAUACCACAAGCUGGGGACCGGGUUCAACCCCAACACCUUGGACAAACAGAAGGAGAGGCAAAAAGGGCUCCCCAAACAGGUCUUCGAGUCCGACGAAUCUCCUGAUGGCAACAGCUACCAGGAUGAACAAGACGACCUCAAGCGCCGCUCAAUGUCGAUCGACGACACGCCGCGGGGCAGCUGGGCCUGCAGCAUCUUCGACCUGAAGAACUCCCUGCCCGAUGCCCUGCUCCCCAACCUGCUGGACAGGACCCCAAACGAGGAGAUCGACCACCACAACGAGGACCAGAGGAAGUCCAGCAGGCACAAGGAGCUUUUUGCACUACACCCAGCACCAGAUGAGGAGGAGCCCAUAGAGAGACUCAGUGUCCCUGAAGUACCCAAAGAACACUUUGGCCAAAGACUCCUGGUGAAGUGUCUGUCCCUGAAAUUUGAAAUAGAAAUUGAGCCCAUUUUUGCAAGUUUGGCUUUGUAUGAUGUUAAAGAAAAGAAGAAGAUUUCAGAGAAUUUCUACUUUGAUUUAAACUCUGAGCAGAUGAAGGGAAUGCUUCGGCCUCAUGUGCCCCCUGCUGCCAUUUCCACCCUGGCCAGAUCUGCCAUCUUCUCUAUCACCUACCCAUCCCAAGAUGUCUUUCUAGUAAUAAAGCUGGAAAAAGUUUUACAGCAGGGAGAUAUUGGGGAGUGUGCAGAGCCUUACAUGAUUUUUAAAGAAUCUGAUGCAGCAAAGAACAAGGAGAAGUUGGAAAAACUGAAGGGCCAGGCAGAGCAGUUUUGCCAAAGACUGGGGAAGUACCGGAUGCCUUUUGCCUGGACAGCCAUUCACCUCAUGAACAUUGUGAGCAGUGCUGGCAGCUUGGAAAGAGACUCCACAGAAGUUGAAGUUGGCACAGGAGAACGUAAAGGGUCGUGGUCGGAGCGGCGGAAUUCCAGCAUCGUCGGGAGGAGAUCCCUGGAGAGGACCACGAGUGGGGACGAGGCCUGCAACCUGAGCAGCUUCAGGCCAGCCACGCUGACAGUGACCAACUUCUUCAAACAGGAGGGGGAUCGCCUGAGCGAUGAGGACCUGUACAAGUUCCUGGCUGACAUGAGACGUCCCUCGUCGGUGCUGCGCAGGCUCAGGCCCAUCACAGCUCAGUUGAAGAUAGACAUAUCUCCAGCUCCAGAGAACCCCCACUACUGUCUAACCCCAGAGCUGCUGCAGGUCAAGCUUUACCCAGACAGCAGAGUCAGACCCACCAGAGAAAUCCUGGAGUUCCCUGCCAGGGAUGUCUACGUUCCAAACACCACAUACAGGAACCUCCUUUACGUGUAUCCACAGAGCCUUAACUUCGCCAACCGCCAGGGAUCUGCCAGGAAUAUCACAGUGAAAGUGCAGUUCAUGUAUGGAGAGGAUCCCAGCAAUGCCAUGCCGGUCAUCUUUGGCAAAUCCAGCUGUCCUGAGUUUUCCAAGGAAGCGUACACAGCCGUGGUGUAUCACAACAGAUCUCCUGAUUUUCACGAGGAAAUCAAGAUUAAGCUUCCAGCCACUUUGACAGACCACCACCACCUGCUUUUUACUUUCUACCACGUCAGUUGCCAGCAAAAACAAAACACACCCCUGGAGACUCCAGUCGGCUACACCUGGAUCCCCAUGCUGCAGAAUGGCCGGUUAAAGACGGGUCAGUUCUGUCUCCCUGUGUCCCUGGAAAAGCCACCACAGGCUUAUUCAGUGCUUUCUCCAGAGGUUCCUCUCCCUGGGAUGAAGUGGGUGGACAACCACAAAGGGGUUUUCAAUGUGGAAGUUGUUGCUGUGUCAUCCCUCCACACUCAGGACCCUUACCUUGACAAGUUCUUUGCACUUGUCCAUGCUCUGGAUGAGCACAUGUUCCCUGUGCGAAUAGGAGACAUGAGAAUUAUGGAGAACAACUUGGAAAAUGAACUGAAGAGCAGCAUUUCAGCUUUAAAUUCCUCUCAACUGGAGCCGGUAGUGCGAUUUCUUCAUCUCCUGCUUGACAAACUGAUCCUUCUGGUAGUAAGACCUCCUGUCAUUGCAGGCCAAAUAGUGAACCUGGGCCAAGCAUCUUUUGAGGCGAUGGCAUCGAUCAUAAACAGACUUCACAAGAACCUGGAUGGCAACCAGGACCAGCAUGGCAGGAACAGCCUGCUUGCUUCCUAUAUUUAUUAUGUUUUUCGCCUGCCCAACACCUACCCCAACUCACCAUCACCAGGACCCACAGCAAUGGCCAGGUCGGCCGUGCGCCCCGCCAGCCUCAACCUGAACCGCUCGCGCAGCCUCAGCAACAGCAACCCCGACAUCUCCGGCACCCCCACCUCGCCCGACGACGAGGUGCGCUCCAUCAUCGGCACCAAGGGCUUGGACCGCUCCAAUUCCUGGGUAAACACUGGUGGUCCAAAAGCAGCCCCAUGGGGAUCCAACCCCAGCCCAAGUGCAGAGUCAACACAGGCUACGGAUCGAAGUUGUAAUCGUAUGUCUUCGCACACUGAGACGUCAAGUUUCUUACAAACAUUAACAGGACGAUUACCAACCAAAAAGCUUUUCCACGAGGAGCUGGCCCUGCAGUGGGUUGUGUGCAGCGGGAGCGUGCGCGAGGCGGCCCUGCAGCAGGCCUGGUUCUUCUUCGAGCUGAUGGUGAAGAGCAUGGUGCAUCAUCUGUAUUUUGCUGACAAACUGGAUGCGCCGAGGAAGAAUCGUUUCCCGGAGCGCUUCAUGGAUGACGUGUCUGCACUGGUCAGCACAAUCGCUGGUGAUAUAGUCUCCCGCUUCCAGAAGGACACGGAGAUGGUGGAGCGGCUCAACACCAGUCUCGCAUUUUUCCUCAAUGAUUUGUUGUCCAUCAUGGACAGAGGAUUUGUUUUUGCUCUUAUUAAGACCUGCUACAAACAGGUGUCUGCAAAGGUGUAUUCCUUAACAAAUCCAAGCAACCUGGCCUCUCUGAAGCUGGACUUCCUGCGCAUCAUUUGCAGCCACGAGCACUAUGUCACCUUGAAUUUACCCUGCAGCUUGCUCACACCACCUGCAUCUCCAUCACCAUCCGUGUCUUCAGCCACUUCCCAGAGUUCUGGGUUCUCCACAAAUGUCCAAGACCAGAAGAUUGCAAAUAUGUUUGAGUUGUCUGUGCCUUUCCGCCAGCAGCAUUACCUGGCCGGGCUGGUGCUCACAGAACUGGCUGUCAUUCUAGAUCCUGAUGCAGAAGGAUUAUUUGGAUUGCAUAAGAAGGUCAUCAACAUGGUACACAACCUGCUGUCCAGCCACGACUCGGACCCGCGGUACGCUGACCCCCAGGUAAAGGCCCGGGUGGCAAUGCUGUAUCUACCUCUGAUUGGCGUGAUCAUGGAAACUGUGCCUCAGCUCUAUGACUUCACAGAGAGCCACAACCAGCGGGGGAGGCCGAGCUGUGUUGCCGUGGACGAUUACGAGAGUGAGGGUGGCAGCAUGAUCAGCCAGACAGUGGCCAUGGCCAUUGCAGGGACUUCUGUCCCCCAGCUCACCAGGCCCAGCAGUUUCCUACUCCCUUCUUCGAGUGGCAGGCAGCACUCCACCUUCUCCACAGAGUCCAGCCGCAGCCUCCUCAUCUGCCUGCUGUGGGUGCUGAAGAACGCGGACGAGAGCGUCCUGCAGAAGUGGUUCACUGACCUGUCAGUGCUGCAGCUCAACCGCCUGCUGGACCUGCUCUACCUCUGUGUCUCCUGCUUUGAGUACAAGGGCAAGAAAGUGUUUGAAAGAAUGAACAGUCUGACAUUUAAGAAGUCAAAAGACAUGAGAGCCAAACUUGAAGAAGCAAUUUUGGGCAGCAUAGGGGCAAGGCAGGAAAUGGUCCGAAGAAGCAGAGGACAGCUGGAGAGGAGCCCUUCUGGGAGUGCCUUUGGAAGUCAAGAGAAUCUGAGGUGGAGAAAGGAUAUGACUCACUGGCGGCAGAACACCGAGAAGCUUGACAAAAGCCACAAACCAGCCAGGUCAAGGGCAGAGAUAGAACACGAAGCACUCAUCGAUGGGAAUCUUGCAACAGAAGCCAACCUGAUAAUUUUGGAUACUCUAGAGAUAGUUGUACAGACCGUGUCCGUGACGGAGUCCAAGGAGAGCAUCCUCGGCGGGGUGCUCAAGGUGCUGCUGCACAGCAUGGCCUGCAACCAAAGUGCCCUUUACCUCCAGCACUGCUUUGCCACACAGAGAGCUUUGGUCUCAAAGUUCCCUGAGCUGCUGUUUGAGGAGGAGACAGAGCAGUGUGCAGACUUGUGCCUGAGGCUCCUGAGGCACUGCAGCAGCAGCAUUGGCCCCAUCAGGUCCCACGCCAGUGCCUCCCUGUACCUCCUGAUGAGGCAGAACUUCGAGAUUGGCAACAACUUUGCCAGAGUGAAGAUGCAGGUGACCAUGUCCCUCUCAUCCCUGGUGGGAACAUCCCAGAAUUUCAAUGAAGAAUUUCUGCGGCGAUCCCUUAAGACUAUUCUGACAUAUGCUGAAGAAGAUCUGGAACUUAGGGAGACAACAUUUCCUGACCAGGUCCAGGAUUUAGUGUUCAACCUCCAUAUGAUCCUGUCAGACACAGUUAAAAUGAAGGAGCACCAGGAAGAUCCAGAGAUGCUGAUUGACCUGAUGUACAGGAUUGCCAAGGGCUACCAGAAUUCCCCUGACCUGCGGCUGACGUGGCUGCAGAACAUGGCAGGGAAGCAUUCCGAGAGGAGCAACCACGCCGAGUCUGCCCAGUGCCUGGUGCACUCUGCAGCCCUGGUGGCCGAGUACCUGAGCAUGCUGGAGGACAGGAAAUACCUCCCUGUGGGCUGUGUGACAUUCCAGAACAUAUCUUCCAAUGUUUUGGAAGAGUCAGCAGUUUCUGAUGAUGUUGUGUCCCCAGAUGAAGAAGGAAUCUGUUCUGGGAAGUAUUUUACAGAAGCUGGUCUGGUGGGAUUGCUGGAACAGGCUGCAGCAUCUUUCUCUAUGGCUGGCAUGUAUGAAGCAGUUAAUGAGGUUUACAAAGUCCUUAUUCCUAUUCAUGAAGCCAACAGAGAUGCCAAGAAGUUGUCUACUAUUCAUGGUAAACUGCAGGAAGCAUUCAGCAAGAUUGUUCACCAGAGUACUGGCUGGGAGGAUGGAAAGAGGAUGUUUGGCACCUACUUCCGAGUUGGUUUUUAUGGAACUAAAUUUGGAGACCUGGAUGAGCAAGAGUUUGUUUACAAGGAGCCUGCAAUAACCAAGUUGGCUGAAAUCUCCCAUCGGCUGGAGGGAUUUUAUGGAGAACGGUUUGGGGAAGAUGUGCUGGAAGUGAUCAAGGACUCAAACCCUGUGGACAAAUGUAAACUUGAUCCCAACAAGGCCUACAUCCAGAUCACCUACGUGGAGCCCUACUUCGACACGUACGAGAUGAAGGACAGGAUCACCUACUUUGACAAGAACUACAACCUGCGGCGCUUCAUGUACUGCACGCCCUUCACGCUGGACGGCCGCGCCCACGGCGACCUGCACGAGCAGUUCAAGCGCAAGACCAUCCUCACCACCUCCCACGCCUUCCCCUACAUCAAAACCAGGAUCAACGUCAUCCACAAGGAGGAGAUCAUUUUGACGCCCAUCGAGGUCGCCAUCGAGGACAUGCAGAAGAAAACCCAGGAAUUGGCUUUUGCCACCCACCAGGACCCUGCAGACCCCAAGAUGCUGCAGAUGGUGCUGCAGGGAUCAGUAGGUACCACAGUGAACCAGGGACCAUUAGAAGUUGCACAAGUUUUCUUGUCUGAAAUCCCCAACGAUCCAAAGCUCUUCAGACACCACAACAAACUCCGCCUGUGCUUCAAGGACUUCACCAAAAGGUGUGAGGAUGCCCUGAGGAAGAACAAGAGCCUGAUCGGGCCGGACCAGAAGGAAUAUCAGCGGGAGCUGGAGCGCAACUACCACCGGCUCAAGGAGGCUCUGCAGCCCCUCAUCAACAGGAAGAUCCCACAGCUCUACAAGGCAGUGCUGCCUGUCACGUGCCACAGAGACUCCUUCAGCAGGAUGAGCCUUCGCAAAAUGGAAAUCUAAACGAGUUAAAACCAAAAUAAAAAAAAAAAGCACUUAAAAAAUUAAGGUUUUGAAAAGAAAAAGAGCCUUGUUAUCAGCGCUGGGAAUCAAAGAAGUUUUAUUGUGAAAUAAAACUUGGACUUCAUCCUGGACAUCCCACACACCUCUUCCUCCAUCAAAGUGUUCAGUGGCCAAAAAAAUCAUUCUGAAUUGUCAAAUGUAGACUUCUCAAUGUUUGAAAAGAAAAAAACCAUCAUGGCAGUGGUAUCCAGAGUAUUGGUGAUGAGCUGUAAACUUACCUGUUUUUUAAGGCAUUUUUAUGACUCAAAGGUACACUAAAAGCAUUUACCUUUAUUUAUAGCAUUACCUAAUGUUAAAUUUAUUUUACUUUUAGUUCCUAUAUUUAAUUUAUAUUAGGACCAUACGCAAAUGCAUUUUGGAAGUUUUUAAUGUAGUGAUGAUGCUGAUGGUUAUUUUGAUGGUACUAUUAAAUAUGUGAAUGUUUACACUUUAAUUCCCUGUGCAUUGGACUUCAGGGCUCAGCAUCCUUGGGGAAAAAGUUCAGAGCAAGGUAAGUCCUGGUAACAUUAAUUAACAGAGUGCUGAUUGUUUAUUAUCCCUGUUCUUUUGCUGCAAACAAAACAAAACAAACACCUCCUUCAGUCCAUCAGGGGAAAGUUUCAGCUUCACUUCUGUGUGUUCCUGGGCAUCUCCACCAGCUGGGAGGUCCCAGCAUCUCCUCACCCCUGGAAUUAGCAGUGUCCAUGGAACUGAACUCAUUUUGUGUCCAUUCUUUAAUUUAUAACCUCAUUUCACAGGGCAGAAGAACCUAAAAUGGUAUCACAGUUUAAAAGGGUACAAAGCAUUCUUUGCAUUGCUGUUUAUGUGAAGAAAGAUGUUUUAUAGAGCAGAUAUUUUGGGGUCUAACACUGCACUUUGAGGAAACAUCAGAUUUGGAGCUGAGUCCACAAUUCCUAAAUCUUGUCUUUAAUAUUUUUCCUCUCUGUGGUGAACAAAGUCCCCUGGAAGAGGUGGUGUGUGAUUAAACACAUUUAUUCUCUCUCCAUAAAUACCUAAGUAUGCAUUAAAAAAACCAGAUAUACACACAAAAUCUGAAUUUGAUAAACAUACUCUUUAUAUAUAUAUAUAUCAAAAAAUAGAAGGAAAAUGGGUUUCUACAUGAAGUGCCCCCUUCUGCAGCAGCACUGAAGGUUUAGGGUGGGGAGGGUCUUUUUUUCCCUUCCUGAUACUUAUUUUAGGUUAUUGGAGACUUCUCCCAUGCUCUGUUACCCAGCAGCUGCACAGUUGGUGCUUUGUGUGCCAGGCUCUGCAGGGUUCCCUGGAACAGAAUAAUCCUGAAUUGGUUCUGUGUCACACCUGGGUGGAAUUCCCUGCAGAAGGAGAAUUCCAACCUUUUCAUGGAUAUUCCAAGGCUCUUGCAUAGCCCAGGGCUGCUGACAAGGCCUUUGAGGUGCUGCAGGAGUCAGGGAAUCUCAGAAUGGAAAAUAUUAAGGAAGGAGGGAAGGGCUUUGGAAGAGAUUUACAGGAAGAAGCAUUAAAAAUAUUUACACAGUGCAAACAAAUCCCAGGAGCCAUGAAAGGAUGAAACUUUAAUUUACAGCAGUCCUGCUCCAGGACAGGAGUUACAAGCAACAAGUUCAGGGGGGUGGCAAGUGGUGCUUGGAUGAAUAUCCCAAAAAUCCACCCCCAGUCCCUCUCCUGUGCCAGAGGAGGGGUUUUCAUUCAGCAUCUUCCAGCUGAGGCUGUUUUCUCUUCAGCUGCCACAAAAGAAUCUCCUCCCAAGCUGUACUGGGAUGAUGGAAGGCAGCUGGGUCUUCCUGACAUCCUGUUUUGGUGUAAAUAAUGGUAUUUUGUUUCCUUGGAACAUUCCUGAUGCUGCAGUUGAAUGAAAAAGAUAAAGUCUUGCGCCAGGUGUGGAAAAAUAAACUUUCAUUUGCAGGCUGAAAUUCAGCAAAGCCUAAAAAAUUGCAUUCUGUAAUGGGAUUGGGCUGCCCUUGCAAGGUAAGAUUACUGAUAUUUUUGUAAUGUAGCUUUUUCUUGGUUUAGACUCUGAAAUUAUUUAUUAUUAUGGUGCUAUGCUUUGGAAAAGGGAAAGUGUAUUUUGUCCUUGCAGAUUUUCUAUGCAAAAUCAAGGCCUGUACAACAGUCAGAGGUCAAACCUAACAUGGAAAAUGCACUAAAAGAGAUUUUUCCUGACUUACCUCCAUGUUUAUACAACAGUAUAAUAAAAGACAGUGAAAAUUAAGUACUGCAGAAUUAACUAGGCAGAGGUUUUUAGGGGUUUUUCUGUAAAUAAAUUAAUUUGUAGUGGAAAAAGGUGAAAUACAUCCAGGGCAUACUCAAAGCCUGCGGUGACACUUGAUGUCAUUCCAUCCAUCCUGGGACAGACUGAACAAUCCCCCUUUUCUGAGUCAUAUUUGUUAGGAUUUUACUUAUCAGUUUAUAGGAGUCACCUUCAAUUCUCUGACAGACAAUUUGGGAUUUUCAUCUCUAGUGUUUAGUACAAAUGUUUUUGGUUUUGCAAUGUUUCCCCUUAAACUCACAAUUGUAGUCAAAAAGUACCUUCAAAUUAGGAGGUACUGCCCAAGAACCCUAAAACCCACAGCAUGUAUUCUAGAAGCACUUUAAUUCUGUAAGCUAAUUUCCAGCCUUUUUGUAGCUGUUCCCAAAGCCCUUUCCCUCUCUGCUUUCCCCUCUCCAAACACAACAGGCUGAUCUGCUUGUCUCAGAUGUGGAUCAUAACUUUUUUAUUUAUAUGUACAUUCUUAACAAAGCAUCAAACCCAAAUGCUUUCCUUUUCCCCCACGUUUCAGUGAGCUCCAGGUACAAAUGAACUUCAGUUAGAAGGUCAGCACUAAGUUCCCAACCACCCCAAACAGAGAUGCAGAUUUGAGGGCUUCACUCUUCAAAGUACAAAAUUAUUUUAAUUACACUACACUCUGCCCCUGGUUUGAAGUAUUAAUCACACCUAUUUACACUUUGCUCAUUAACACCUAUGUACCAAGAUGCAAAUUAGACCAGUCAAACACUUCCAUGAAUUCAGUUCCCUCCAAUGCUCUGGACAAGGUUCCCAGACCCUUUUUCUUGUGCUUCAAGUUGGAAGGAGCAGGAAAGAACUGGAGCAGGAGAAUAAACCACGUCCAUUACCCAAAGACUAAAUAUGAAGUGUUACUUCCCAAGUUACAAAAAUACACAACUUCUGAUGAAAUUUGCUAGUUAAUAUACAUUUACUCCAGGGUAUGAAUACAAAUAACUUUUAUUAAAAAAAAAACAAACAAAACAAAAAAACCAAACAAACCAAAAAAA